AUGAUGCAGCACAUGCCCAACGAGAUUUUGGCUCACAUCUUUUCCAACCUUGAGUGCAAGGAUGCGGAAGAUGAAGAGGACCCCAAAUCCUCAUAUUCGUCACUCUUGUCCCUGAGCCGCGUUUGCAAAAAAUUCCGUCCGCUUGCGGAGGCAUCCCUUUAUACAAACAUUUUUCUCCUUGAGGAGGACGACGGUCGACGAUGGCAGCAACUUGCAACAGACCUACAGCGAGAUCCUAAACUAGGUCUCAACACGAAGCAGCUCUGCAUCGGGAGGUUCGAUCACAUAGCGUCCCCUGAUCUUAUUCACAGCCUGGCCAAGCAUUUCUUAAACUUUUCCCUAUCAACCGACUGUGAUAGCAUUCCCCCAGGUCUCAGGACUGUCAUACUGCGCGAGUUGGAAUCCGAUAUAUGGGAUAGGCCAUACCCAAGUUUGCGAGCGCUCUUCUUGCUUCUGAUGCCACGUCUGCAAAAGAUCGACCUGACACUUAACGACAUGAAUUCUAUGCCGUUUCUUUUGAGUGAGAGAUUCAACCGUGACGAGGACUACGGUUGUGAUGGACUUGAGAGCGACAAAGGUCGUUCCCGCCAUGACCUUGUCCCCAACACGCGCUAUUUCCGCGAUCUCGAGACGGUAGCUCUCAGAGUCGGUUACGACUCGCCGAAUGCGCCGCCAACACGAGCGAGAACCUUGAGGGGCCUUCUGUACCAUCCAAAUAUCAAGGCCCUGAAACUUGACGGCUUUGUACUGUUGCGCGGUUCUUGUAUAGGUUUGUGUCAUAGCAAUGUGCCUAGCAACCUGACAAGUCUCGACUUUGACAACUGCGCGUUGACACCCUAUUUACUCAAACGCAUCUUGGAGAGGUUCAGAAAUCUCAAACAUCUCAAUUUGGCCCUUGAGGGCUUUGGAGGCCAUGACGAUCCUACAAGCAAUCUUGAGGACUUUGGUUCCGUUCUGAGAGAGUUUGGGCAGAAUUUGGUCGAGCUUUCAAUAUCGAAACCAAUCUACGAUCCUCAGUUAGCCGGGCCACAUAACUACGUCGGAUCUCUCAGAGAACUGACAGGCCUUAGACAUCUAUACAUUGGCAGGCUCAACUUAGUUGGAUCCACAGGUGAAGGUACAGAGCAACAGAUAAUGCUACAUGACGCCCUCCCCCAGUCAUUGGAGAUUCUCACUCUUGAACCAGGGGUGAAAGGCUGCUCGUGUGACUUGAAUAUAGUCAGACAGACGGAGCAGCAAGUUUGUAAUAUGCUCAGGCUCCGACAAGCCCCACCGACUCUAAAACAAGUCCACAUGAAGCCGCCGCCGGGGCCGGAGGCGCGAGGUCAUCAAAUGCAUGAAGUUGUUGAAUUGGGAGGCUGGCAAAUCGGAAAAAAAGGUGUAUGGGUGCGGAGAAGAGGAAAUCCGGGGUUCGGCAUGAUACAUUUCUUGGCCACAGCGACUCGGGUUGAAUAA
Messenger RNA from Fusarium redolens, 1455 nucleotides. RefSeq lists its product as uncharacterized. NCBI's taxonomy places the organism in Eukaryota, Fungi, Ascomycota, Sordariomycetes, Hypocreales, Nectriaceae. The record is from RefSeq and is a predicted model, not a curated record. Gene Ontology annotation, molecular function: protein binding. The transcript has a single exon. The coding region runs from base 1 to 1455 and encodes 484 amino acids.